AUGUCAAGAUGGGAAAUUAGCCCGUUCAUGAUAUAUAAAGAGAAGUUGGUAAAAGAGUUGAAUUACCGCAAAGUUGUUCGUCUGUCAGCAGAAGAAAUGCGCGGUUAUGCAGCGGUCAGAUGGACGGCGAUGAGCGACACGAAAAAGAUGGUAUUUCGCGGUCUAGCGAGACAUGCGUACAUUCGUUUGCGUCGAAUCCGUCGUUUGCUUCAUUGCCGAAAAAAACAUCUGACCGAUGCAUGGAGGCAAAAGCUUCGCAUCAAGCCUUCAGAAGAGUCAGACAAACGGACCAGCAUGGCAGUUUUGUACGAACCAGAUCUCUUCUACAUGGAGAUUCGUCAACAGUGGCUGCUACGCAACCCGAAUUUGUUGGCGAACAGAUUUUCGAUCAUCAGCGUCGUUCCUCUCGGAUGUUACUGGACUGCCAGCCCUGCGGUAAUGGUGCCAUCAGAAAUAAGUGUUCUGACGUUUAAAAUGUUUGACGGCAUCAAAGACCGGUACAGUAUCGUCGUCAACAGUGGUAAGCUAAAUUUUUUCUAUUGGUUAUUCAUGUAGAA
Soboliphyme baturini is the source of this 557-nucleotide messenger RNA. Lineage: Eukaryota; Metazoa; Nematoda; Enoplea; Dioctophymatida; Soboliphymatidae. The record is from the annotation of a GenBank genome assembly.